Epinephelus moara (kelp grouper) is the source of this 1794-nucleotide messenger RNA. RefSeq names its product gephyrin-like. Gene Ontology annotation, biological process: molybdenum incorporation into molybdenum-molybdopterin complex; glycine receptor clustering; establishment of synaptic specificity at neuromuscular junction. Gene Ontology annotation, molecular function: molybdopterin molybdotransferase activity. The transcript is spliced from 7 exons. Gene Ontology annotation, cellular component: postsynaptic specialization; postsynaptic membrane; cytosol. Lineage: Eukaryota; Metazoa; Chordata; Actinopteri; Perciformes; Serranidae. The annotation marks the transcript as partial. The record is from RefSeq and is a predicted model, not a curated record.
CUGCUGAACCCAGAAGACGACCUCCAUCCUGGGAAGAUCAGGGACAGUAAUCGCUCCACCCUGCUGGCCACUAUCCAGGAACACGGUUACCCAACCAUCAAUCUGGGCAUCGUGGGAGACAACCCCGAUGACCUUCUCAACGCUCUGAAUGAAGGCAUCAGCCGUGCUGAUGUCAUCAUCACCUCAGGAGGAGUGUCCAUGGGAGAGAAGGACUACCUUAAGCAGGUGCUGGAUAUUGAUCUUCAUGCUCAGAUCCAUUUUGGUCGUGUUUUCAUGAAACCAGGUCUCCCAACAACAUUUGCCACCUUGGACAUGGACGGUGCUCGCAAACUAAUCUUUGCCCUCCCAGGAAACCCCGUGUCCGCUGUUGUCACCUGUAAUCUUUUUGUCAUCCCUGCCUUGAGGAAGAUGCAGGGCAUUUUGGACCCUAGGCCCACCAUCAUCAAAGCGAGGUUGUCUUGUGAUGUGAAGUUGGACCCUCGCCCUGAAUACCACCGCUGCAUUCUGACAUGGCAUCACCAGGAGCCUCUGCCGUGGGCACAGAGCACAGGGAACCAGGUGAGCAGCAGGCUGAUGAGCAUGCGCAGUGCCAACGGGCUCCUGAUGCUACCUCCGAAAACAGAGCAAUACGUGGAGCUGCACAAGGGCGAGGUGGUCGACGUCAUGGUCAUCGGCCGGCUAUGAUGUCACCACAGAGGGACGGAGCGUCGGCGUCAUAUAGCGAGGGUUGGAAUGGGUGGUUCACGGUGCAUGUCCACAUAUCAUUGACUAUUCUGUAAUAUGCAACGGCACAGCUAGUUUUUAUUGAUUUGGAUAACGUUGAGGUAUAGUCAACAUCUUGAUCACAACCUAGAUACAUAUGAAAAAAUUAAUUUAAAAAGAUUAUAGUAUUUCAAACAAAGAAAAAUAUAACUUUUAAUGAAAAAAUCUAAUUAUAAAAAGAGAUUUAUUCUGUAAUAUAUUAUUAUGAUUAUUCUUAUUAUUAUUAUCAUUAUUCUUCUUAUUAUCAUUAUUAUAUUAAGGCAACUUCGUUCCUUUCAUUGCAAUUGCUUUGUGUGUUCAAUGCUAGACCUUAUCUAUAGCAGUAGCAUUUUAAUAGACAGCUGUAGGUGCCUGCCAGGACAAAAAAAGAAAAUUAUUAUUUUCUCAUCUUUAGUGGAAAAAAAAAUAAUCUGUUUUUUGAAAAUGAAGAAAACAUUGAGGAAGACUCCAGAUUUCCCACGGUGCUCAGCUAAAAGGAAGAGGGGGCACAUCAAGACCACUUCCUCUUUUGAGCGCCCAUCAAGGUGACACUUCUGUUUUUCUCUCAUUAGUAUGCAUCAUAAUGGCUUCACAAAGAGCUUUGCUUGUUGUUUAUCUUGUGAGUCUUGUUUAUGUGCGCAGUGCCAAAUGCCUGGGCAGGGAAGAGGUGAUGUGGGGAUGGGGAGGUGGGGGGGGCGCACCCCAGUCUGCCCAGACCCUGAAGCUUCCUUAUAUUCACGGUGACCGGGUGUAAACUCCGUCCCAAACCCCCCCAGGGGCGAGCUUAACCCGGGAAAAAUAAUCUUUUAUUUGAUCAACUAUUUAAGAAUAAAAAAAAAAAGAGAAAGAAAAGAAACAGCUUCUUUAAGUGCUGACAGCCUUUUUAACCAACUUCACAAAAAAUGUACAGAAAAAAAUAAGAACCAUAUUGUACAGAUAUAUGUGACCAGCACUCCUAAGGAAAUUAUUAAGCAAUGAGGAGACAUUGAACAACGCUGUACUAUAACAUUUUCUGUAAUGAUAUGAAACUGAUGAAAGAGACUAAGAUAAUAA